Molecule: messenger RNA, 657 nt
Organism: Histoplasma mississippiense
Lineage: Eukaryota; Fungi; Ascomycota; Eurotiomycetes; Onygenales; Ajellomycetaceae
Product: 60S ribosomal protein L13
Exons: 5
Coding region: 1-657 (218 amino acids)
Biological process (GO): translation
Cellular component (GO): ribosome; cytosolic large ribosomal subunit
Molecular function (GO): RNA binding; structural constituent of ribosome
Source: RefSeq, a predicted model, not a curated record
AUGGCGAUCAAGCAUAACCAGACCAUCCCGAAAAAUCAUUUCCACAAGGACUGGGCUCGCCGUGUUCGGGUACAUUUCGACCAGCCUGGUCGCAAACACCGUCGUCGAGAGGCUCGUCUCGCAAAGGCGGCUGCGGUUGCCCCGCGCCCUGUUGAUAAGCUUCGUCCUGUCGUUCGGUGCCCUACUGUCAAAUACAAUCGUCGCGUGAGAGCUGGGCGUGGCUUUACCCUUCAAGAACUGAAAGAAGCUGGAAUACCCCGUAAACUCGCGCCAACAAUCGGCAUUGCGGUUGAUCACCGCCGCGUCAAUGCCUCCACCGAAUCCCUCACUCUCAACGUCGCUCGCCUAAAAGAGUACAGGGCUCGCUUGAUCCUCUUCCCCCGCCGUGCUGGCCAACACAAGAAGCUCGACUCCUCUGCCGAUGAGAUAAAGGCUGCCCAGGACACUUUUGCCAAGAAAAUCACCGCCCUCUUGCCUGUGAACAACAUCAGCCACGCCGGGGCCAUUUCGGAAAUCAGUAAGCGUGACCUAGGUGCUGGUGUCGAAGGUGGCGCAUACCGAAAAUUGAGAGUCGCGCGGAGCGAAGCAAGACUAGUUGGUGUACGGGAGAAGCGGGCUAAGGCGAAGGCUGAAGAGGCUGCAGCGGCGAAGAAAUAG